AUGCCUGCCGGGUUCUGGGAGUCAGAUGCAUCUUUCCCCUGCGCGAGCCCGCAGGAGUCCGCGGGCACCACCGGAAGCCGCAGCAUGCUGAUCCCAUUUUCAAUGAAGAACUGCUUCCAGUUACUUUGUAACCACAAGGUCCCAGCAGCUGGCUUUAAAAAUACAGUAAAAAGUGGACUCAUUCUACAGUCAGUUUCCAAUGAUGUUUAUCAAAAUCUGGCUGUAGAAGACUGGAUCCAUGACCAUAUGAAUCUAGAAAGCAAAUCAGUUCUUUUCUUUUGGAGAAAUUCUCCCUCUGUUGUAAUUGGUAGACAUCAAAAUCCUUGGCAGGAAUGUAACCUGAAUCUAAUGAGACAAGAAGGUAUAAAACUGUCUCGGAGAAGAAGUGGAGGAGGAACAGUCUACCAUGAUAUGGGUAAUAUCAAUUUGACUUUCUUUACAACCAAAAAUAAGUAUGAUAGGAUGGAAAAUCUGAAGUUAAUUGUGAGAGCUCUAAAUGCUGUCCAACCCCAGCUGGAUGUGCAGGCUACCAAAAGAUUUGACCUUUUACUUGAUGGACAGUUUAAAAUCUCAGGGACAGCUUCUAAGAUCGGCCGGACUACUGCUUAUCACCAUUGCACUUUAUUAUGUAGUACCGAUGGGACCUUCUUGUCUUCUUCACUAAAGAGCCCUUACCAAGGGAUCAAGAGCAAUGCCACUGCUAGCAUACCUUCCGUAGUAAAAAAUCUUUUGGAAAAAGAUCCCACUCUGACAUGUGAAGUGUUGGUGAAUGCUGUUGCUGCAGAGUAUGCUGCUUAUCAUCAAAUUGAUCAUCACAUUAACCUAAUAAACCCAGAAGAUGAGACACUGUUUCCUGGAAUUAGUCGAAAAACCAAAGAACUACAAACUUGGGAGUGGAUAUAUGGCAGAACUCCAAAGUUUAGUGUAAAUACUUCCUUUACUGUCUUAUAUGAACAGUCACACUUGGAAAUUAAGGUGUUCAUAAACAUUAAGAAUGGAAGAAUUGAAAUCUGUAAUAUUGAAGCACCUGAUCACUGGUUGCCAGUGGAAAUAUGUGACAAAUUAAAUUCAGGUCUUACUGGCAGUAAGUUUUGCCCAACUGAAACUUCUAUGGUAACAAAUACACUACUUAGAACAUGUCCACAAGACCACAAGCUACACAGUAAAUGGAAUAUUCUGUGUGAAAAAAUUAAGGAGAUCAUGUGAGCCCAAGUAAAUUUCUUAAUACUGACAGUUUUAAUUAGAAAAUAAAAUUUCAUAUACAUGCAUAUUGUAUGUC
Molecule: messenger RNA, 1279 nt
Organism: Carlito syrichta (Philippine tarsier)
Lineage: Eukaryota; Metazoa; Chordata; Mammalia; Primates; Tarsiidae
Gene: LIPT1
Product: lipoyltransferase 1
Exons: 2
Coding region: 1-1206 (401 amino acids)
Biological process (GO): protein lipoylation
Cellular component (GO): mitochondrion; cytoplasm
Molecular function (GO): lipoyltransferase activity
Source: RefSeq, a predicted model, not a curated record